CUGUAGAGUCAGCGAAUGUUCAGGAUCAAAAAACAGUUCGACAUUUGUUUGUAGUCUUUAUUGUUUUGCCAACCUCGUCGAAUUAAAUAAAUUCUAAGGAUGAAAUGUUAGCUUUUAUCGCCAUACCGAAGCAGUAAUAAGAAACCGAAACAAAUAGCUUGAAUUAAAAUAGCGCAUUUUGUUCUCAGCUGGUUGUUCUUCCGGGUAACAGAGGAGACGACGCAAGGAGCUAAGAAAAUCUGCAGAGAGCUACUCAAAAGCGUCAGAAAACAUGUCUCACACCAUACUUCUGGUACAGCCCACCAAGAGGCCGGAGGGAAGGACCUACGCUGAUUAUGAGUCAGUCAAUGAGUGUAUGGAAGGUGUAUGCAAGAUGUAUGAGGAGCAUUUAAAGAGAAUGAACCCCAACAGUCCGUCGAUAACAUACGAUAUCAGCCAGCUGUUUGACUUUAUUGAUGACCUGGCUGACCUCAGCUGUUUGGUGUAUCGUGCUGACACGCAGACGUACCAGCCGUACAACAAGGACUGGAUCAAAGAGAAGAUCUACGUGCUGCUGCGGCGUCAGGCUCAGCAGGCAGCGCAGUGAAGCUUCUGAGGAGGUGGAGAGUGGGGGGGAUCAGAAUUAUUUUUCCUGUCUUGAACUUGUUUUAAAAGUUUUAAGUAACUUGUUUUCAGAAGUUUUUGACUUUUUUUUUUCUCAUCUCAUGUGGGGGGAUGUAUUUUGUAUUUUAUUGUUGGACUUAAUAAAGUUUCCCUUUAAAUAGCAAAA
This is a messenger RNA of Maylandia zebra (zebra mbuna), 769 nucleotides long. Its product is annotated as ERH mRNA splicing and mitosis factor. NCBI's taxonomy places the organism in Eukaryota, Metazoa, Chordata, Actinopteri, Cichliformes, Cichlidae. The record is from RefSeq and is a predicted model, not a curated record.